AUGGUGGUGCUAUGGCUAACGGCGAUGUUGCCGCAAGUGAAGCCAUCACCGUGUGUAGCAUCUGCCGGAACCAACUGCAGUUCCCCGGCGGCGACAUCUUCUCAGUUGGCUCUUUUGUAUUUCGCAUUUGCACUCAUAUCGAUUGGAUCAGGCGGAAUCAGGCCAUGUUCUUUAGCCUUUGGUGCUGAUCAACUAGACAACAAAGAGAACCCCAAGAACGAGAGAGUUCUUGAGAGUUUCUUCGG
Microthlaspi erraticum is the source of this 245-nucleotide messenger RNA. The record is from the annotation of a GenBank genome assembly. Lineage: Eukaryota; Viridiplantae; Streptophyta; Magnoliopsida; Brassicales; Brassicaceae.